Leucoraja erinaceus (little skate) is the source of this 6795-nucleotide messenger RNA. RefSeq names its product inositol-tetrakisphosphate 1-kinase a (gene itpk1a). Gene Ontology annotation, molecular function: ATP binding; inositol-1,3,4-trisphosphate 5-kinase activity; inositol-3,4,5,6-tetrakisphosphate 1-kinase activity. Gene Ontology annotation, biological process: inositol trisphosphate metabolic process. The transcript has 11 exons. The record is from RefSeq and is a predicted model, not a curated record. Lineage: Eukaryota; Metazoa; Chordata; Chondrichthyes; Rajiformes; Rajidae. Bases 660 to 1898 code for a protein of 412 amino acids. Gene Ontology annotation, cellular component: cytoplasm.
UUGGUGUUGGUGUUGGGCAGCAGUAACUCGGAGCGCCCCCUGUCGCAGCUGCCGUUAUAUAUUUCCCUCUCACCAUUGCCGAGCGUGAGCUGGUGAUCUCAAUGAACUGAGUGGGGCUUUCUUUAGUCAGGGAGGAGGAGGAGGGGAAGAUAUUGCAACACAAAACCCUAAUAAUCUGGCAGGCAGCGGGUGAAGAAAGCGCCGGGUUGUGCCUCUCCUGUGUGCGAGGCCGUGUAGUCGGCUGGAUGUCCGCGUUACACUGAAGGCAGCCCGCGGUGUGUGUGUGUGGGCCGGACCGGACCGGACCAGGACUCAGUGUACGGAAUUAAGCGGAACGGAGAAGCGCCUGAUCCAGAGCUCAAGCGCCGAUAGCAGCUCACACUCCCGGGUUUGCGAUGAGCCGGCAGUCGGCAUCGAUCUAGGUCCUUAUACUUCGCGUCUUGCUCUCUUUAAAAAAAAAAAAAAAAAAUGCUUAAUUUUGUUUCGUUUCCGGGAUUAGUUGGCGCGUAUUGGAAAGAAAAUGUAAAUGCAGGAAAAAAAAAACAACCCCACAUUUAACUGGGGCUUUGGGGAAAGUCGCUCUUGAUCAACGGAGGAUGUGAAUGUUUGAUAACCUACACACAGUUUGAGUUUCAUUUCCGCACUUGUUCGCCUUGAAGAUGCAGACCUGGCUUAAAGGCAAGCGGGUCGGAUACUGGCUGAGCGAGAAGAAGAUCAAAAAACUGAAUUUCCAGGCCUUCGCAGACCUUUGCAGGAAAAGAGGCAUCGACGUUGUGCAGCUUGAUUUGGAGAAACCACUCGAGGAACAGGGGCCACUUGAUGUUAUCAUUCACAAACUGACAGAUGUCAUCCUGGAGGCCGACCAAAAUGAUGCCCAAUCCCAGGCGCUGGUGCAGAGGUUUCAGGAUUAUAUUGAUUCGCACCCAGAGACCAUCAUCCUGGACCCACUCCCUGCAAUCAGGACCCUCCUGGAUAGAUGUAGAUCCUAUGAGCUGAUUCGCAGACUUGAAGGCUGCAUGCAAGAUGACCGCAUUUGCUCGCCUCCAUUUAUGGAACUCGCCAGUCAGUGUGGUGAAGACACGAUGGCAGAGCUGAAGAAACACAAGCUGACAUUCCCAUUCAUUUGCAAAACCAGAGUGGCACACGGCACCAACUCUCACGAGAUGGCGAUCAUUUUCAGUGAAGACGGCUUGAAAGACGUGAAGCCGCAGUGUGUGAUCCAGAGCUUUAUCAACCACAAUGCGGUUCUCUACAAAGUAUUUGUGGUCGGGGAGUCGUACACGGUGGUGGAGCGGCCAUCACUCAAGAACUUUUCCCCCGGUGUUUCAAGUCAGUCACGGGGUGGACCCGAUAGAAAUACAAUAUUCUUCAACAGCCACAAUGUUUCAAAACCAGAAUCUUCAUCUGAUUUAACAGCGCUGGAUGUGGUGGAAGGAGACUGCCGGCCACCCAGCGACGAAGUCAUCCGGAAAAUCUCCAGGAAUCUGCGUGAAGCGCUUGGGAUUUCCCUGUUUGGCAUUGACGUGAUUAUCAAUAACCAGACUGGCCAGCACGCUGUCAUUGACAUCAAUGCGUUCCCAGGAUAUGAAGGCGUGCCGGAGUUCUUCACAGAGCUGAUAAACCACAUUCAAGUCGUCCUGCAAGAUCAAAAUCCGGAGUCUCCUCAGUUCAGCCAGAACAACAGUGCGCCCGAGCAGGCCGCAAGCAUUUGUGGGGACCGCGCCUGUCCUGCCGCCUCGGGCUUUGUGACCAUGGCGACCAAGGAGACGUGGCUUCUGGAAGACGACCCGAGCAACAGCAAGAGGUUGCAGCACCAGCGGCUAAGUUGCAAUUCAGCUCUGCCGCCCAACUUUCAGAACUGCGUCGCUCCCAUGGCAACUAAAGCUUCUUCGCAAUAAAUACAGACUAAAACCGAGAGAGAGAGAGUGAGGAAAAAAAAAUCAUUAAUGGGGAGCAACGUGAUUCAGUUUCUUAAAUCAAUAGACCAAUUUAUGUUGUGUUUGAAUGAGUUCACAGACUGGUGCAGAAACUGGAGCACAGUGUCGAAAGGUUUCUUGACGAGCAGUUUGUAGACUCUUUGAUAAAAUGUGGACACUCAGUCUAGUUCUGGUCAGGCAUUGAUAAUAGCAAAAAUCACUUAGAUAGGGUUUCACCAUUCUCAUCGGGAAUCCGUUAUAAUUGGCUAAUUUGGUUCAUCAGAAAUCCUUCCCCUUCCAUCCCCCCUAUUCGGGCAUUUAAUUUCCCCCUCUCGUGGCAACCCGCUCCCGUCAGUGCAAAAGGACCUCUUUUUAAAACCGUUACAUAGUUUUGCUCUCAGGAGCUGCAAGCUAUUGUAAGAGUUCUGUGUAGUCGGCUAAACUCCAGUGGGACUUGUUCUGUCAAUGUGUAAGAAUCGCGCUGGUGUUUUGGACGGGACAUUCGGGAGGCUCUAUCUGACACAAGCCAAUACAAAUUCUGCACUUAAAUAAAUUUGCAAAAGAUAAAGUUGAGGCGAUUGUUGAAAUAUGAUGAGGUGGGAUGGGUCCAAAUAAUAGCACAGUUGCUUGGGAACUAAAUGACUUCUGAAAAUACACAGGAUGGAAUCCAAGAACACAGAUAUGAUGAUAUAAUAUCUUUUGUGGUCUAAUUAUUGUUACAUUUAAUCAUUGUUAGCAAUGUACUUCCAUGUGUCUCUUGGUUUGAAAGAAAGGUGUGUCAAAACUGCAUAUAGCUGCAAUGCUUCAUAUGUUUUCCACUGUGUCCAUAGAUCGGGGUGUUUACAGUGCAAUGCUACAAAAUACUCAUUACUUUUCUGAUAAUCCCCUUUCGAAGAAGGAAAAAGAAGAGUGACUUUGAGGAAUGUUUGGGAUGUCUUGGCUCAUAAACCAGGCCUGCCAUUUGCAAGCUGUGGGUUGCUGGGGUCUCAAAGUUCUUUCCCAUGAUUAGAAGGUUUUGGGCAUUUUGGAGUUUCGGAGACAGUCUGCAGUGAAUCUGUGUUUGGAUGAGUUUAGAAAGUAAUAGCAAAAGAAAGUGCCCGAAGUGCUCAGAUAAGCACUUGACAAGUUAAAGUUAGAGGGGAGAAGUUAAUCUCUUGAAACCAAAGGUAAGUGGGCAUUUGUAUUUCACAAUUCCACCACCCCUUGCAUCCACUGCUCCUGGAGGCACCUUGUUUUACACAAAACUAAAACCUAUAUUUUUCUGACUCAAACCCAAAGUGCAUCCAAAUAAAAUCUGCAUCAUGUUUUGGUUUAAUAGUCACUCCAGUCACUUGAUUUAUUUACAAAAGCAUUUCUGAGAAGAUUUGAUUGAGAUUAUUCUAAAUAGCUACGCCUUUACACUGGCCUAAUCUUGCAGCUUUUAAAUGUAACCCAGGCUAGGGAAUUAUUUGGAUGUGUUCCUUCUCCCCAUGGAAACCAGGGCCAAAUAUGUUUACAGCACAUUGUCUAGUGCACUAAAUAUUAGACAACCACUUUGGCAUGUUAGCACAUUUCCUCUCUUGCCUCGUUGGAUGAGACUAGUGUGAGGCGGUGGAGGGACUGCCCUUUAACACUGGUUCAUUCUUCAAUAUCACUACUGAAAGGUUCAUUUAGCAGUUUUAAAUCAUGAGAAGUUACAACUUUUAAUUUUGUUUGCUAUUGAAUUAGAGCUUCACAACAUUCAUGUCCAUGUGCAAUAUUACCAGGAGGUGGCACUUUUAGUUAACGUUGAUGGUUCCUGAGUGGAUGGGUACGGGGCACCUGCUGUUUAGAGCCAUGUGGAGAAUUUAACAUUUGAUCUCCCACGUUCCUGCUUGUGGAAAUUCGGAACAGACACAUCUCCCUCAAAUUUACCUGAAGAAAUUUGAGGGGGUGGAGGGAUGGGAGGUGAGGGGUGGAUUUGGGUUGGGGGGGAGUUGUACUCUGGACUUUAACGUGCACCAUUUAGUAGUCAUAUAUAACAUAGCACGGUACAACACAGGAAUAGACGCUUUGGCAUACAAUGUGCAGGCUGACCACAAUGCCAUGCUAAACCAGUCUCCUCUACCUGCACCGAAGAUGGACACAAAAUGCUGGACUAACUCGGCAGUUCGGGCAGCGUCUCUGCGGAGAAGGAAUGCAUGAGGUUUUGGGUCGACAAUCUUCUUCAGACUGAGAGUCGGGGAGAGGGAGACUAGAGAUAUGAAAGUGUAAGGUGUGAAAACGACGGAUCAAAGCAGCCGAUGAUCAAGGGAAGUGUAGAAUGGUUCAUUGUUAGCUGAGGGGAAGGUGACGAGGAGUCAUGCAAUCAAGAACAUUAAUCAGAAGGACAGUGAAACUAGUUGGAAAACUCGGGUGGGGGAGGGACGGAGAGGGAGGGAAAGCAUAUGUUAUUUGAAGUUAUCUGCACAUGAUCUAGCCAAACUUAAUGGCAAUAUUAGAUAACGAUUAUUUAGAAACAUAGAAAUUAGGUGCAGGAGUAGGCCAUUCGGCCCUUCGAGCCUGCACCGCCAUUCAAUAUGAUCAUGGCUGAUCAUCCAACUCAGUAUCCCGUACCUGCCUUCUCUCCAUACCCUCUGAUCCCCUUAGCCACAAGGGCCACAUCUAACUCCCUCUUAAAUAUAGCCAAUGAACUGGCCUCAACUACCCUCUGCGGCAGAGAGUUCCAGAGAUUCACCACUCUCUGUGUGAAAAAAGUUCUUCUCAUCUCGGUUUUAAAGGAUUUCCCCCUUAUCCUUAAGCUGUGACCCCUUGUCCUGGACUUCCCCAACAUCGGGAACAAUCUUCCUGCAUCUAGCCUGUCCAACCCCUUAUUUGCAUCGUGCAGGGACAAACACCUGAUUCACUACUGUUGGUAGGUACAUUACGAGGGCAUAUUCAAGAAGAUGUACAUUUUGAGGGGAAAAUUGGACUUGCUCUUCUUCCAGGUCCAUGUUUCCCAGUUGCUGCCACCUUGUGGAGAGUCAGUGCCAAGAUGAUGAUUCUUUCCUGUAUAUGAGGUAGGGUGGUUUGGGUGAAGCACUGUUUGGUGUGGAAGGAGUGGUGGUAUGGACAAACCUGGCAGAGCUUUGGAAAAAUGAAGCCUGUUGCUAGGUUGAGAAGACCUACUGUUGAGGAAGAUGUACAGCAAACUAUUUCAGGCAUUGUACUUUGUACAACAUUCUUUUCUCAGCAGCUGUUUCUAUAAAAUAGCAGGCGACUGUGAAAUGUUCUUUAAAGCAGCAAGGUAAAUGUUCUAGGUUUGUACGAGAAGUUUUCUUUACACGGCACGGUGGGCUUUCUGCCACCAUCGAUCCUGACUACGGGUAUUGUAUGUACAAAUGUUUGUACAUUCUCCCCGUGACCAUGUGGUGUUUCUCCGAGAUCUUCGGUUUCCUCCCACACUGCAGAGACGUACAGUACAGUUUGUAGGUUAAUUGGCUUGGUAUAAAUGUAAAUUGCCCCUAGUGUGUGUAGGAUAGUGUUAGUGUGCAGGGAUGGUUGGUCUGAAGGGCCUGUUUCCACACAGUAUCUCUAUAUGAAUAAACUAAACUAAACUCAAGAAUGUGAACAUUGAACUCAUUCACUGUGAAGAGCAAUUUUCUUUUGCCUGGAAUGAUGGGAUCAUGAAACCCAUCCUACAAGGUACGAAUGAUUUUCUCCUCCCAUACAUUUAGUUGGUCCAAAAGGCAUUGUGCUCUGCCGAUGUCAUCCACAAACAGAUGCAUGCAACUGGUCGUGGUCAACACAUUCCUGGCUUUGUCUGAACCUCAGCAGCUCACAAGUAAACUGGAUGGAUUGGAGUAAAUUUAAUCCAAUACAUUCAUUCAACUGUCUCAUGUAACAUCACCCAAAGCUUUCUGGUAAUAUUGCACACUGUUUAGUGCCAUGCACUCAAGUGACUGGUGGAGUGUGUAUUUCAUGUGGUAUGUACUUUGUGUGGCACCAAGUUUCAUAGUCUGCACACCAGAAUGUAUUGAAUUUUAAUUUAUCUCUUUCUAAUUUUACCAACUGCUGCUUAUAUAAAACCAAAAAUAUUUGAUGUUUAAUCUGCGAUUUUUAUUGCAUGAAGAACUGUCUUGUAUAAGUGAGUCAUAUUUCCAAACAUUCUCCAGUUGGUCCAUUCGAAAAGAUUUUUAAUAUAAGAGUCUGGGUCUGAAUGUUAAUAAGACAUUCUGAAAGGUUCCGUGACCAAGGAGGGGAGACCAAUUUGGGUAUUGCGACUUUUGUCCGUUGAUUUUUGGGUUGUAAAUCAGUUUGGAUACUUGCCUUUUUAUAGCAUAAGGAAUCCCCUGCACACAGUGCCCUACAGCAGUUGUUCAGUUCCAAACAGUUAAUUGCAAGAGACAGUGUGUAAAUGAUGUGACUCGUAAACCUUCCUUUACAGUAUGUUUUUUUUCUUUUGUAAAUUUUGCAAUAUUGCAAGAGUAUAUCAAUAAAUAUUCACUAUUACGAAUGGACCAAUUCUGGUGAGAACAGUGACAAUGGGCUGACCAAGCCUAGGGAACAGGGGCAAAUUAGAUGGGAUACUAACAAUGGUAGCUAUCAGAACACAUGUGUAUGCCAAUGAAUAAGGAAAUUGGAGAAAUUGAACAAGGCAAUGGAAGAAUUGAUUUCCAUUCAAAGUGCCUCCUGUAUAACAAACAAGAAAUGUGGCCAGGUGGGGAAUGAUGUAUCGAGAAUGUGCAAGAAAUGAGCCCCUUUUGACAUAAUCCUUCAGACUCAUCGAUUUCAGCUUUAGUUUGCAAUUGCACCCAUCGAAAACAUGGAGAAAAUUAUUAUUUGAAUGGAAAAAAACACAAUCUAGCUUUGUCUUUGCCAAAUUUAACAAUGUUUUCUGUUUUAUUCCUGUGUGUUUAGUAAUUAAAUAUUAUUUUUUUCA